AUGUCAUCUGAAUAUUCUUCAACUAUUCACCUCACACAAGAGGAACUACAACAGGAUGUCCAAAUAUCAGUUUCUGACGCUCAAGAAUGGACAGCUGAGCUUCCCUUUAUAGGUCUCCGUGACUAUGAUGACAAUGAAUCAGUUGACCUCUUCUCGUUUAUUACAAAUGGGCCCGAAUUUACACGAGCACAAUUCAAUCCAGAUCACUGGCCACCUACAAAUGCAGGUAGAAAGAAGUUGCUUUUUCACUUGCAGCAACUUGCUCUUAAGUAUGGUACCGAGUUCAAUGUAGAUAGCUACAAUGGCACACUAAGAUGUGCUCGCAACCGCAAGUAUGCCAAUAAAGAAAAAAAUAAGGAUGAAUAUGAUGUGCAAGGUGUUCGUUUUGGCCUUCGCCAUAAGUCGCACCAUCAUGAUCGCAAAAGAAAUCGUGUAAAUGGACAAACCAAACCCCAAGGUAGUAUUGAAGAUAUCCCACUGUGA
Messenger RNA from Cylindrotheca closterium, 483 nucleotides. NCBI's taxonomy places the organism in Eukaryota, Bacillariophyta, Bacillariophyceae, Bacillariales, Bacillariaceae. The record is from the annotation of a GenBank genome assembly.